This is a messenger RNA of Prunus mume (Japanese apricot), 1950 nucleotides long. NCBI's taxonomy places the organism in Eukaryota, Viridiplantae, Streptophyta, Magnoliopsida, Rosales, Rosaceae. The record is from RefSeq and is a predicted model, not a curated record.
AUGAAGAUACCUAAGAUCAAGGAUAUUCAGAGCCUUACCGGGCGUGUCGCAAGCCUGACUAAAUUCAUCUCCAAAGUUACUGAUCGCUGCACCCCAUUCUUCAAGGUACUUAAGGAUAGCAAACGAAGCAUUACCUGGACUGCCGAGUGUGACAAGGCCUUCAGCGAGCUCAAGGAGUAUAUGAGCUGGGCCCCUUUAUUGUCAACCCCUAAGCCUGGAGACAUCCUCAUGAUUUAUCUCUCCGUCUCGGCUAUGGCGGUUAGCUUUGUGCUCAUCCUGCCAAGGGAAAGUGUUGAGCACCCAGUGCAUUAUGUUAGCAAAGCGUUACAAGAUGCCGAGGUUCGGUACCCAGACAUUGAGAAGCUGGCCUUCGCACUAGUAGUCUCGGCUAGACGCCUCAGACCAUACUUCCAAGCUCACACCAUCUAUGUCUUAACCGACCAACCGCUCAGGCAAGUGUUGCAGAAGCCAGAGACUUCUGGGAGGUUGGUUAAGUGGGCCAUUGAGCUGGGUGAAUUUGAUAUCCACUACAAACCCUACCCAGCUAUAAAGGGCCAGGCUGUUGCUGACUUCAUAUCAGAAUUCAAAGAACCCCAGGCUUUGGCCGCUAUCCAGAUCAUAACCGAACCCAAUCUUCCUUUGGGCCAGCUCCACGUCGCCAGCAAUGAAAAACUAGACCUGACCCAGCCCUUGUGGACCUUAUAUAUGGAUGGCUCAUCCAAUGCCCAAGGAUGUAGGGCCAGCCUCGUUCUCAUCUCCCCAGACAAGGACUUCACAGCCAAGGACAUCUCUCUGAUAGCCUACCUCCAGCAUACCCACCAUUUGCUUGCAACAUUCGACGCUCAUCUUAUAAGCCAAGUACCACGCUCUGAGAACAGCCAUGCUGAUGCAUUAGCCAGGCUAGCCUGGGCCUUGGAGCAGGGCAUAGGUCGCAACAUCCACAUCGAGUUCUUGGACCAACGCAGCACACAAGCACCGCUCAUCUAUACCAUUGAUCACAGCCCUACGUGGAUGGACCCCAUCAUUCAGUUUUUACAGAACCAGACACUACCUGCCGGCCUUGCUGAAGCACGGCGUGUUGGCUAUCGCUCCGCCCCAUACCUGAUCAUCAAUGACUGCCUAUACAAGCCUGGCUUCAGCCUCCCCUACCUUCGGUGUCUGACCCCAGAAGAAGGUAAUUAUGUCCUCUGGGAAAUCUAUGAAGGCAUCUGCGACAAUCACUCAAGCGCUCGGUCACUAGCACAUAAACCCAUUAGGCAAGGAUACUUCUGGCCCUCACUUCACACUGAUGCCCAGGCCUUCACCCAGAAGUGCGAUAAGUUUGUGGCUGUCGACUAUUUCACCAAAUGGGCUGAAGUCGAAGCCUUAGCCACCAUCACUGCAGCCCGCAUCGAAACUUUUGUUUGGCAAAAUAUCGUAUGUCGCUUUGGCAUCCCCCACACCAUCGUCACUGACAAUGGCCGGCAAUUUGACAAUGCAAAGUUCAAACAAUUUUGUUCAAACCUCAAGAUCCGUCUUUGCUUCACCUCCCCAGCCCAUCCUCAGUCCAAUGGCCAGGUUGAAGCUGUGAACAAGAUCAUUAAGAAAACUCUAAAGACCAAGCUUGACCAAGCUAAGGCCGUGGCACCAGUGGAGAUUGGAAAGCCCACAUACCGAACCUCCACUUAUGAUGCCAAAGCCAAUGAUGAGCAGUUAGCCCUGAACCUCGACUACAUUGACGAGCUUCGUGACCAAUCCAACAUGUGCAACGUCGCGAUUGGGGACUGGAUCAUGCGCAAGGUUUCAUUGGCCACCAAGAACCCUACUGAAGGUACCUUGGGCCCUACAUGGGAAGGUCCAUAUGAGAUUACCAAAGUUUACCGCUCCAGCACUUAUCAGCUUCGUGAUCCCAAGGGCAAGACUUUGCCUCAUCCUUGGAACGCUGAUCACCUCAAGUAUUACUAUAAGUAA